CUGAAAAUAAGUUGUUUCAAAGUGCUGCUGAGGCAAGUGGCAACCCUUGAACCAUAAAAGCAGUAUUCCUUAUCAAGUCACAAAGACACGCCAUUUCCCGAAAAACCUUUGUAAACUAACACACCAUGCAGGAAGCAUCGGUGAUAAUCGUCGGAGGUGGAACCUCUGGAAUCGCCACCGCUUCCUGUUUAACCAAGAAAUCGAUUUCUUACAUCAUGCUUGAGAGAGAAGACUGUUUUGCUUCCCUGUGGCAGAAAUACACCUAUGAUCGCCUCCAUCUCCACCUAAGGAAGCAAUCGUGUGAGCUUCCACACUUUCCAUUUCCACCUUCUUAUCCCCAUUACGUGCCAAAGAAGCAGUUCAUAGAGUACUUAGACAACUAUGUCAAGCAUUUCAACAUCAAUCCUCUGUACCACAGAGCAGUGGAGCUAGCAGAACAUGAUAAUAGUCACCAAAAUUGGAGAGUGAAGGCUAAGAACAGAACCUCUGGUCAUGUUGAAGAAUAUGCUGGCAAAUUCUUGGUGGUGGCUACUGGUGAAACAGCUGAACCUCGCAUACCUGAGGUUGAAGGGUUAGAGGGUUUCAAAGGGAAAGUGAUUCAUUCAACAGGGUAUAAAAAUGGGAAAGAGUUCAAAAAUCAGAAUGUUCUUGUUGUUGGAUCUGGCAAUUCUGGCAUGGAGAUUUCAUUAGACUUGGCCAAUUUUGGUGCUAAACCUUCCAUCAUUGUUCGAAGCCCGGUUCAUUUUCUUACAAGGGAUAUGAUGUAUUAUGCUGGAGAGUUGUUGAGGUAUCUGUCUUUGAGCACGGUGGAGAAUCUGGUGGUGAUGGCUAGCAGGAUUGUGUAUGGGGAUCUCAGCAAGUAUGGCAUACCUGUGCCCACUGAGGGCCCUUUCACCAUGAAGAUGAAGUAUGGCAAGUUUCCUGUAAUCGACGUGGGAACUGUAAACAAAAUCAAAUCUGGAGAGAUUCAGGUGUUGCCAGCAGAAAUAGAGAGCAUAAGAGGUAACCAAGUGUUGUUCCGGGAUGGCAAGUCGCAGCCAUUUGACUCCAUCAUUUUCUGCACAGGCUUCAAAAGAUCAACUAAAAAGUGGCUUAAGGGUGGUGAUGAUUUUUUGAACGAGGAUGGCUUUCCAAAGCCUGGUUUACCAAACCAUUGGAAGGGUAAUAAUGGUUUGUACUGUGUUGGACUGUCAAGGAGGGGAUUUUUUGGAGCUAACAUGGAUGCCCAAAACAUUGCAAAUGAUAUUGCAUCUUUAAUUACUCAACAAGAGAAAAAGGAAUUAUUAGUGUAAUAUGAAUAAUGAUAUUAUAUUAUUAUCUGUUAUGUUUGGCGGGAGUAUAAACAACAAUGAUACGUGUACCGCUUUAAAGUAUAUAUACAUUGGAACAACUUUUUUUUUC
Molecule: messenger RNA, 1401 nt
Organism: Lotus japonicus
Lineage: Eukaryota; Viridiplantae; Streptophyta; Magnoliopsida; Fabales; Fabaceae
Product: probable indole-3-pyruvate monooxygenase YUCCA10
Exons: 4
Coding region: 126-1292 (388 amino acids)
Molecular function (GO): NADP binding; N,N-dimethylaniline monooxygenase activity; flavin adenine dinucleotide binding
Source: RefSeq, a predicted model, not a curated record